GCAUGCGGAGCGUGGGCGGCCUGCGGGGCCCUCUUGGAGCAUGUGCAGAGCGCCUCGGCUCUGAGCAGCAGGAGGGGGUCCCUUGCCGGCGUGCUGCGUUUUCUUCAGCGCCGCUGAAAAAGAGUUCCUCUGAGUUAUCCAGUUGCCGUACCAUGUUUUAAACGGCCGACGUUUUGCCGAAAGGAGCCAUGGUGUCGAAACGGGCCUUCAUCUGCAGCCUGGGCUCCAUCUACUUGUCCCUUCUCUUCGUGUUCCUGCUGAUGGACGUCUAUGCUCGGCCGGCCAACAACUCUGCCCUAAAAGAGAAGGCGGCCGACAACAAAGAUGAGAAUGAAAUUCUGCCUCCAGACCACUUGAAUGGAGUCAAGAUGGAGAUGGACGGGCACCUGAACAAGGAGUUCCACCAGGAGGUCUUUCUUGGGAAGGAGAUGGAGGAGUUUGAUGAGGACUCAGAGCCGCAGAAAAACAGGAGGAAGCUCAUGGUGAUAUUCUCAAAGGUCGACAUCAACAGGGACAAAAAGAUCAGUGCGAAGGAGAUGCAGCGCUGGAUCAUGGAGAAGACGGAGGAGCACUUCCAGGAGGCGGUGGAGGAGAACAAGAUGCACUUCCGGGCCGUGGACCCCGAUGGGGACGGUCACGUGUCCUGGGAUGAGUAUAAGAUCAAGUUCUUGGCAAGUAAAGGGCUGAAUGAAAAGGAAGUUGCCGAAAAAAUCAAGAAUAACGAGGAGUUAAAGAUUGAUGAGGAAACGCAGGAAGUCCUGGAUAACUUGAAAGACCGCUGGUAUCAGGCCGACAAUCCGCCUGCCGACCUCUUGCUGAACGAGGAAGAAUUCCUAUCGUUCCUUCAUCCCGAGCACAGCAGAGGAAUGCUGAAGUUUAUGGUGAAGGAAAUCGUCCGAGAUCUGGAUCAGGAUGGCGAUAAGAAGUUGACUCUUUCUGAGUUCAUCUCGCUGCCCGUGGGCACCGUUGAGAACCAGCAGGCCCAGGAUAUCGACGAUGACUGGGUGAAAGAUCGAAAGAAGGAGUUUGAAGAAGUAAUUGAUGGGGAUCACGACGGCAUCGUCACCAUGGAGGAGUUGGAGGAAUACAUGGACCCCAUGAACGAAUACAACGCCUUGAACGAAGCGAAGCAGAUGAUUGCUGUGGCCGACGAGAAUCAGGACCACCACCUGCAGCCCGAGGAGAUCUUGAAAUACAGCGAGUAUUUCACGGGCAGCAAGCUCAUGGACUACGCCCGGAACGUCCACGAGGAAUUUUGAGUCCUCGGACCGAGGCGCUCGACACACCUCCUUGCUUUCUACAAAUGAGAAAUGAAAGUAACCCUUUGCUGCUAUUUCUGUGUUCUGCGUGUAUACCAUGUGAUGUUCUAGACAGUGUUUCCUCCAGAGAAAGCCGUCCACAUAUAUUGAAGAAGAGGCUGCCCGUCUCUCCCCUUGAGAGGAGAAGGCGCCCUCAAGUCUUCAGGGUAGGAUCUGGAAAGGUUCCUGCUUUUGUUAUAAUCUGGCCAUUUCUCCUCCUCGGAGUUCAGUUGCUCCCUUUGAAGCUCUGCUCUUCUCUCUCUCUCUCUAUCUCGCGCGCGCGCUUGACUUCUGGAAGUCCUGUCGAACAUGCGAGGACCACUUUCCUGCCACUUGUGUCCUCAAAAUCACAGUGAUCUGUUCGAAUUAUGGGUGUGAGGGAGCAGCGUGGCAGGAGACCUGGCGGUCCCGCGAGGAAGGCUGUGUCCCCAUGGGAUGGUGGGGAAGGUCCCACGAGAGGAACGCUAGACAGAUGGUCUGAAAGGGGGUUGACUGGGUUGCUUUGUUCCGAGACUUCUGCAUCGUGCUCCCUCCCUUGCGUUCCCAUCCAGGCCACCUGAUUUUCCUCCACGCCUCUUUCUCCCGUGUGUGUUUCAAAAGCAGAGCAGCCUGCAGAAAACUGGCUGGCCCCGUCGGUGGUGUUCUAGCGCGAGGACUGCCAGCUGCUUUGACCCGUGUGACUCGCGCUCCCCGUUCGAAAACGAGUCCCUCAUCAACACGUUCCUGCGUCUUUGACAAAAUUAAUUCACGCGUCUUUUUUCACGGCACCCGAUGGGGCGCCGCAAGCACUACAAGGCCCAUGAUGCUUCUCCCACAAGCACACAAGUCGCGUCAGUAUUCGUGGAUGUCCCCGGUGCGGCGGCCGUGAACGUCCACUUCGAACUUGAUCGGCUGGAGCGGCUCGAUGCACUCCAGCAGUGUAUUCUGGCUUGUGCCACAGUCUUGGCUUCUUGUGUGCUCCCCCCAGAAGCCUUUUCACAGCGCGGAGAGCAAAGGACCCACCGCCAUCCUUCCGUGGAGAAAUCUCGUGUGCUACCUCGGGUUGGCGUCUCUGAUUUCAGCUGGAAGGGCGGUCUGGAUCGGCAGAAUUAUUGAGCGCAGUCAGGUAGACCACCUGAGCUUUUCCUGGCCUGCAGCAUUUCAGCCUGCCUGUAUUAAUGUGCCUGGAAAGGGGAGCUGGCGUCUUCCAGUCGCCCCCACCCACCACCCUGUGUGAGCCAAAUACUGUUGCAGGAGCUCACAACUUGACUGUUCCACGGAUGUAAGAGUGGGUUCUCCCUCCGACCUGACCUUUAUUUCUGCCACGGCCCGUUUCCCCCCAUCUCAGGACGCUCGCCCUAGGACACGCUCGGUGGGGAUAAAAACGUUCUGCGUGAGGCCUAACAGUGUUUCCAGGCCCUGAAAGAAAGAAUGGCUGGGAUUUCAAAGCGUGGCCAUCGUAAGGCAGAGUUGCCGGCCGUUUUUCAGCCGAGGGCCUCAUUCCCAGGAGCUGCAUCCCAGCGGUGAUGUUGCUCCGUUGCAAGGUGGAGGCGUUUUGGUCGAGCUUGACGGAAAGGUUGCUCAGGAGAGAAUGGGGAGUGCGCUUCUCCGUCUCUCCGACAGGCUCAUUGCGAGACUUUUUCGAAGGCAGAUAGUUUCUCCUGACUCGAAGUGGUACAGCCCUGCGGAAGUUGGAUUGUGCCCUGCUGAUUUGUGUGAAAAAGGAUGUACCUUGGAAGACAUUGGGCCAAAUCUCCUUGCCUCUCUCUGCCAGCAGAAUGAUGCAUAUAAGUUUCUGCGCCUCCAGCUUGCCUUCUCAAUAUUUUAACAUUCAGCCUCACAAGGAGUAGACUGUAACACCUUUUAUCGCUUUGGCUACUUUUUGCACUCGGACUGUGCUCAGACAGCGCUCUGUAGCCUUAAAGAUGCCCCCCUCACUCAUGUUAUUGCUGGCUGGGGCCACUGAUACUUUAAUUUCAUUUAAAUGGAUUUAUUCUGCUCUUGCCCUCCCGACAAAAGCAAUGGCCUGUUCUUCUGAAAUUGCAGCUUAAGGUGUCUGAUUGAAUUUUAUCCCCUUAAUAUAAUGUAAAUACAUA
Molecule: messenger RNA, 3373 nt
Organism: Varanus komodoensis (Komodo dragon)
Lineage: Eukaryota; Metazoa; Chordata; Lepidosauria; Squamata; Varanidae
Gene: SDF4
Product: stromal cell derived factor 4
Exons: 7
Coding region: 189-1259 (356 amino acids)
Biological process (GO): calcium-ion regulated exocytosis
Cellular component (GO): endoplasmic reticulum
Molecular function (GO): calcium ion binding
Source: RefSeq, a predicted model, not a curated record